Molecule: messenger RNA, 687 nt
Organism: Paramecium sonneborni
Lineage: Eukaryota; Ciliophora; Oligohymenophorea; Peniculida; Parameciidae
Source: the annotation of a GenBank genome assembly
AUGCUAUAUAAUUUUGAUUUUCCAUAAAAUCAAAGUGCUGAUUAGUAAAUUAAUUAAUCAGUGUAAAAUAAUAAAAUUUAGAAGAAUGUUUCCACUUAAAAAUCUCUGAGCCAAAUUUCAAAUUUUGAACUUCAAUAAACAAAUGAUAUAAAAAAAAAAUUAUUACCUCUUUUAAAUAAUAAACUCAAUUAGAGAAAUUCAAUAAAAAUUUGUGUAUAAAGUCCUAGAUUAAUAUAAUUGAAAAGUGACAACUCAAUUGAUGAAUAAAACAAACGAAUUAUUCUAAGAUAGUAAUUACCUUCAAUAUAUAUAAAACAAAAUAAUAUUGUGAAAUCUAAUUAUUCAUAAGAUAAGAUGAGUUUAAGUCCUCAAAAAUAGGAUAUUAAUCAAUUAAGCAAACGAAUUGUUACUGAUGGAUCAGAUAUCUAUUAAUCAGAUAGGUUAAGCCUUAAAAAGUUAAAUGAAUUACUCAAUAGUCAUCAUGUUAAAAUCCCUUAAUCUAAUAAAUCAUAACAUUUUCCAGAAGUUUAGGAACUUCAAGAUUUACCUAAAUAAAUGGAAUAUAUUUUCAAGAAGAAUAACAUAAAUCCAAUAAGAAUUAAAGCAAAUUUAAAAUUCAAUAGUCCAAGAGAGAAAAAAAACACAACUUAAUCAAUUGAUUCUAUAAUUAAGUUAUUAAAAAAAUGA